AUGGCUCCGCCUGCACGGCCGCCGCGUGUUGGGGAGGACUGGGAGGAGGGCACCGGCGAGAGCUCCCCACCUCCUCGGUCGCCACGUGCGUCCGACCCCGACCGCCACGAGGUGCAGAGGAAGAUCUGCGGGCGCCUCCGCCAGACGGGGCGGAACGACCGUACGCUCGCAGACCCCACCUUCAACGCCCGCUUCGCCCGCCACCUCGAGAGGUUGCCGCGGAGGUAUCUCCUCGACCUGGACAUCGACGGCAAGGUGGAAGAUGUCCUGCUGCACUGGAGGAUCCUCGACGAGUGCGCCGACCCCAACAAACGACCCGUCUUCCGCGCGCGAUUCCUCAAGUAUAAGACAGUUCCCACGGAGGAUGACGGCAUUGGCCAUAAUCAAGAUCAUGAGGAGCUGUGUCGAAAGUUGUUGGAGGACCUCAGUUUGGAAAGAAGAAAGACUGUGGACAGAAAUGAUUCCAUGGGCGAUUUAAAAAUUGUCCUUCAUGAGAUCAUUUUCUCUUCCAUUGACAAGCCCAAGCUCCUAAGUCGGCUGACUGCGUUGCUCUCUGAGGUCGGACUGAAUAUCCAGGAAGCUCAUGUUUACUCCACAAAGGAUGGUUUUUGUUUGGACGUUUUUGCUGUUGAUGGCUGGAAGACAGAGGAAACUGAUGAGCUGAUUGCAGCAAUUAAGGAGACAUUAACACACAAAAAAAUGUACGACACACUACUAUUUUUGACAUAUUUCACUAAUUCUAGUUUAUGA
Miscanthus lutarioriparius is the source of this 750-nucleotide messenger RNA. The record is from the annotation of a GenBank genome assembly. NCBI's taxonomy places the organism in Eukaryota, Viridiplantae, Streptophyta, Magnoliopsida, Poales, Poaceae.